Ahaetulla prasina is the source of this 624-nucleotide messenger RNA. RefSeq lists its product as uncharacterized. NCBI's taxonomy places the organism in Eukaryota, Metazoa, Chordata, Lepidosauria, Squamata, Colubridae. The record is from RefSeq and is a predicted model, not a curated record. The coding region runs from base 1 to 624 and encodes 207 amino acids. The transcript is spliced from 3 exons.
AUGCUCCAGCGCUUGGCUCCAGGUUCACACGGCCGAAGCGGGCGGAGAGAUGCUCCGGCUCGCGCGCCUGCUUUGCGCUUCCGCAAGGCGCCGUGGCAGAAGCUCCCCUCCGCUCAAACUUGCAGCUUUCCUUGCCGGGGUCAUGCUGGGUCUCCCCCCUUCCCACACACACACACCCAGCCAGCCCGAAACGCAGUUUCUUAUUUCCUCCGGGCGCGCACAAAAGAGUCGGUGGGGUUGUUUGGAGAGGCUUGGAAACACCCGACACGCGUCCCCGCGCCUCCCGGUUUAGCCGUUCCCCUUCCGCGCAGCAGUCCCAGGCCGGAUGCGGGCGUCGCUGUAGCCUCGCAGGUUCAAAUCUUCUCUCCUUUCCUUUUUGAAGAAGGAAGGCUCUCUCCAUUCAAGAUAUUCCAAGCCUCGCUGUCUCUUUACCCUCAUGGAGGCAGCUCCUUCCUCCUGGGACUUCUGGCUACAUCCCACCAAUUAAUUGUCUCCAGUUCUCAUUCUAUGUUCAAGGAGCAUUAUUUGAUGCUUUCUUUAAGAAUCUUCAUUCAAGCUCUAUCUGCUUUAUUGGGAGAAAAAAAAAGUUCACAUACGAAGAACAUCAAGCUAACAAGGAAUUAG